Coprinopsis cinerea okayama7#130 is the source of this 1356-nucleotide messenger RNA. RefSeq lists its product as hypothetical. The coding region runs from base 1 to 1356 and encodes 451 amino acids. The transcript has a single exon. NCBI's taxonomy places the organism in Eukaryota, Fungi, Basidiomycota, Agaricomycetes, Agaricales, Psathyrellaceae. Gene Ontology annotation, molecular function: protein binding. The record is from RefSeq and is a predicted model, not a curated record.
AUGUCUUCCAAGCAGGCUCUUGUCAACAAACCUACGCUUAUCGAGUCUCUGCCUGCAGAGCUUGUCGCACGUAUUAUCUCCUCCAGGCCCUUCAGCAUUUACGAGCUCAUCAAGCUGAUGGGAGUCUCUCGCCAAUUCUUCUAUGCUAUCCUCGGUGACCCCACUCUUUGGACCACAGUAAACCUGCAGGUUGGCGGCCUGGAGAGGUGUCUGCCGUCAUAUUAUGCACUCCUCGAUCUGGCGCUCGAGCGUUCAGGAACCAGAACUUUACGCUUUGGAGUCUCUAUGACACCGGAAUGCUCUCCCACUAUGAUACGGAAAAUUGCAGCUCGUGUUGUGUUAUCGGCCGACCGUUUUAGCACCCUGGAGAUAUAUGCCAGAGGUAUUGACCCCCAAAAAGUCGUCCAAACUUGGGUCCACGAGCUCUGCAGUCUGGCCCUCCGGGAGGAGACCUCGCCCUUUACUGCUGUGAACAACUUUUUCGUUUUUCCCAUUCUGGAUGGUGUGAGCCGAUUCACCGCACUCGAUAUGGAAAACUACAAUCUAUCUCGGGUCUUCCCAAGGCUCCAACGUCUGAACUUGAUCCAACUGACGUUUCAUGCACGACACCUGAUCAAUGGACUGGCCAAUAGCCCCAACACUCUAGAAUCACUUUACGUUCACGGGAGCGCCUAUUCGGCCCCAGCACUGAUGGCGGGAGGUAUCCUGAAGCAUGCACCUCGUCUAAAGAGAUUGGGACUCAUUACCCAUACUAUUGUACCCGAUCCGGAGUCUAGAUUCGAAACACCCAUAAUCACUCGUCAGUCGUCCUUGGAGUUACUGGGGCUGGCCGGACCCUUGUCUUUCUUGCGCGACGAGCUUCAAUCCCUCCGCCUUCCAAGUCUACACAACCUCGCUCUUUUCAGGCAUCGCGGCUCCCCAAGCGGAGGCUCCUUGGUCGACGAUAUCUUGAGAUUGGUAGACGAGUCCGGAUCCAAGCUCACUUCCCUCACUCUCAAGAAUUUCUCAUUUUCCAACGAGAACUUGGUCAGACUGCUGGUGGCUUUGCCUCAUUUGGUCAACCUGCAUUUGACAUUUCCAGCUGGAGGCACCGAUCACCACCUCUUCCGCAUGCUUUUUGACAGAUCCCAGACGGGUACGGUCUUACCCAAACUGAAAGAGAUCGUCGUAGAAACGUGUCCCGAUUACGAAGGCAAAGUAUACGAGUUCCCCAAAGACACUUGGGAAGAGUUCGUUAACGACCCGAGGCGCCAGCCCGGUGGGAAUUUGGGUACCCUCACUUAUGCUCACUUAUCCUUUGGACAAAGCUCCAGGUCGACAUAUUUACACUAUUGCUUGCCAUGGCCAUUGAAUUAG